Pieris napi is the source of this 2386-nucleotide messenger RNA. Its product is annotated as G-protein coupled receptor moody-like. Gene Ontology annotation, molecular function: G protein-coupled receptor activity. The record is from RefSeq and is a predicted model, not a curated record. Gene Ontology annotation, cellular component: membrane. The transcript is spliced from 3 exons. Lineage: Eukaryota; Metazoa; Arthropoda; Insecta; Lepidoptera; Pieridae. Gene Ontology annotation, biological process: G protein-coupled receptor signaling pathway. Bases 1 to 1203 code for a protein of 400 amino acids.
AUGGCUGUUGGAAUAGGGAAUGUGUUGUUUAGAAAUGUAAGUGCCAAUGUGACGGAGUUGUAUCUGGACGAAGUUCACCUCUACAAGGACUACCCUGAAGGCUUGUUGCGGUUCGCGACGGCCUGCUGCUUCAUUUUUAUGAUCAUCGGGAUCCCGGGAAACCUCAUUACAAUCAUCGCACUCUCGAGAUACGAAAAGGUCCGCAAUGCGACCGCGAUCUUCAUCAUGAACCUUUCAUUUUCGGACCUAUUAUUUUGCUGCUUCAACCUGCCCUUGACGGCGUCCACCCUUCUCCACCGGUCCUGGGUCCAUGGAGAGCUCCUUUGCAGACUGUUUCCUCUGAUGAGAUAUGGUCUGGUGGCAGCUUCCUUGUUCACUGUUACUGCUAUCACUAUUAAUCGCUAUGUCAUCAUCGCCCAUCCGAGACUUUAUCCGAAAGCAUACACAACGAGGAACAUCUGCCUGAUGCUGCUUACAAUAUGGCUAAGUGCUUUCGGAUGUUUGGUGGCGACUUGGCUCAACAAAUGGGGCAGCUUUGGGCUCGACGCUAGUAUCGGAUCUUGCUCCAUCAUCCAAGACAAAAACGGUCGAACACCGAAAAAGACACUCUUUAUUGUAGCGUUUACUAUACCUUGUAUUGCAAUAAUUUUCUGUUACACGCGAAUAUUCUUCAUAGUUAGGAAAACCUCAAAAAAUUCUAAAACAGUAAAUACAUCUAAACAAGAACAACCUUCGUGCGACGAACUCUCGUCCGUCGUAUCGUCUGACUCGGUGUCCAUAAAGUUCUCCGGCCCCGAAAUAAGUAUCAGUGAAAACACAGAGUCCUUUACCUCUGAUCCACCUAAAAGUACACAGCGCACAUUCCAAAUUGAAACUAGAGACGAAAUAAAAAGAAAAGACCAUAGGCUUCGAAGGACAGCAUUAAGAAAAUCUAUGGCGAUGCUCAGAUUGUCUCUGCCCACGCGGAAAGACAGGAGAUUAGGGACUAUGAUAAUCGCUAUCAUGAUUUCGUUCUGCAUGUGCCACCUCCCUAUAACCAUAACAAAGCUGUUGUGGGAGAUAAAUCCCAAGCCGGCGUUUAAUAUAGCUUCUUAUAUCCUCCUAUAUCUGGCUUCUUGUAUCAACCCAGUGAUUUACGUAGUAAUGUCGAACGAGUAUAGGAAAGCAUAUAAAAACCUUUUCAAAUGCAAGCGGAAGUCUUGAUGAAUGUCGAAUGGUAAUUAAUUAAUGGACUGAAUGUUUUAGAGAAAUACUCAUUUAGGUCUUAAGUGUGUGUUAUUGUUGUGAGACAAUGAAGCAAUUAUUGUAAAGAUUAAUGUUUUCAUGUUUACGGUAGUAAUUGUGUAUAUUACAUAAUUACACAUAUUUAGUAAUAAGUAUUGUUAAACGGGCCCAAGGAGUUACAUGUAUUGACAUUCCGUGACAAAUUGUCAAAAAGUAUACGAAUAGACUCGAAUAAAAGAUAUCACUGAUGAAGUGGUGAGUUAAGCGAAUGUCUUAAUAUAUAUGUACACCCGUUUAUAUGUUCAUAAUACAGAUUGCAGGUGCCGAAGACACAAAUAUUUAAAAUUCCAUUUCCGUGCCACAAAUUUACUCAAGGUGAAGAUGUAUUCUUUUAUUUAUCUGACAAUUAUUAAAUAAUAUUUUGCAAUUUUAGUAAUAUAUAUGUACGUGAAAACAUUUAAUUAUGUUUAUCACAACAGAAAUGUUUUAUUAAAGCAUGGCUAUAAAUAAUUUGAAAUGUGUAUUGUAUUCGAAGAAAGGAAAUUUAUUUAUAUUUUAUUCAUGGAGUAUUUAAUGUACACUAACCGACGAACGACCUAUUUAACAUUUUAUAGUAAGCUAUAAUCUAUGGUCUCUACUAAUACUAUAUUGUCUGUGUUUCUUGUUAUACGAGAAUAAAAGUAGACAGUACUUUUAAUUUUAACGUGAAAUUUAAUUAUUUAUUUGCUUAAUUAAAUAAUCAAAUUGUCUCUACAUUUUGUUAUAGUAACUCUUGAAUUUGAAUAGUGAAAGUUUGUAUAAUAUAAUAAUAAUGAAUAGGUUUCGUUCGGCUUCGUAUAUAACCGAAAUGAAAACAAGUCAAAAGACGUAGCAUUAUUUACACAUACGGCCUACGAUCCAAAAUAUUUAAAAUACCUAUUAGUAUUUAAUAUUGUUUUGUUUAAUUGGUUACUAUCGAUGUUAUAUAUUCUGAUAUUUUGUCUACGUAUAAUUUAAGUAAAAUAUACUUUAUAUAAGCAUAUAAUAUCAUAUGUUAUUUGUAUAAGAGUUUAAAUGGUUUUAUAAUGAGAAAGACCAAAAUGUACCAAAGAACCUCCUGGGGCCACGAUGCCCAAGCCAUUGUACUUACCAAAGAUGUAAUUAAAUUGACUUAUGGAUUUAA